CCCCACCCUAAGCCUUAUCAUGAUUCCCUUUCAAGCACUUUGCCACUUCCCAAGCACCACCUCCCUGCGCGGCCACCGGCCGAAGUUUGCGUGCAUAUCAGUGCGAACACUCAACUGUGUACAGAAUUAAGCUCUCAAUCUCAACCACCGGAAUUAUCUGUACCUGAACCUAAUACAUGUCCGGAGAAUCCUGAGCACGGCACAACAUCUCCCCAUGAUUCAGCGCCUCACAUCUCAGAUCUGGAUCCAAUUCCCCGCUGCGAUCUUCGAGACGAUACUAGUAUCCCAACCGAGCCGCCCGCCUUUCGGGAAGAUAUUCCAGAGAAUGGUCUAUCAUCUCCCAGUAUAUCCAGUUCGGACAACAGUCUAGAAGAGUUCUUCAGGCUUCCUGAUACACAGGACGACAUUCCCAUUGACCCGGUAAUCCUUGCCAACCACUGGCCUUGGGAGGAUGGCAAUCUCCAGCAAUCUGACCCACAAGCCGACAGCGUCAUCAAUUCAGAGAUGACUUGUCCAUAUCCUGAUCCUCCGCCUGUUCUUCACAGCCUACCUAACCAUUAUCGAGAUUCCAACGAAAGGGCUGGUGGUCAGAAUGGUAAUGAUCAGACAAGUGACCGCCCUCACAUUCAUGAUCAUCAACAACUGCACCCCUCCCAAUGUAACACUGAUGCCGAUGCAUCCUCCCCCAAUGGUGUCCGUGGAAACUAUCAUGUCGAUGGACAGUCCAAAAGUUCUAAGUGGAAGACGCAACAAUCAGAUGGGCGAGCUUGCAAACAGCUUCAAGAUUCCUCUAUGUUGCCAUGUCUGCCCCGCUUGACGAUCGUUUGCAAUUCCUUUCUUGGCUAUUUGAAGGUGCUCUACCACGUUGCAUGUCUAGCUCUUCACCGACAGCAUAUGUGCUGGCAACAAGUCACUCAAGUACCCCGCGUGAGACCAAACAAAAUCGGCAUGAUUGCAGGAAGGCCGCCCGAGGAGGCUCAAGAAAGAAAACGCCGUGGUCCACAGAAGAGGCGGAAUUUCUACUGAAUCUGAAGAAAGACAAGAGUCGGUCUUGGUCAGAGAUCGCAAGGUUAUUCUCGGAGCACUAUCCAGGGAGGAGUCCAGGCGCGAUACAGGUACACUGGAGCACGAUCCUCAACAGGAAAGCAGAUUAAUGUCACGGGCUCGGAAUAGUAGAUAAUAACGAACUGAAUUCCUAUCUAAACUAUUGUAGCCAUCGACGAGGAUAUCGAAUCUGGGGAAGAAGAAGAAGAAGAAGAAGAAGAAGAAGAGGAAAUCUAUCUGGG
Aspergillus glaucus CBS 516.65 is the source of this 1286-nucleotide messenger RNA. RefSeq lists its product as uncharacterized. The transcript has 2 exons. The record is from RefSeq and is a predicted model, not a curated record. Lineage: Eukaryota; Fungi; Ascomycota; Eurotiomycetes; Eurotiales; Aspergillaceae. The annotation marks the transcript as partial.